Polyodon spathula (Mississippi paddlefish) is the source of this 786-nucleotide messenger RNA. Its product is annotated as butyrophilin subfamily 2 member A2-like. The transcript has 4 exons. Bases 229 to 732 code for a protein of 167 amino acids. Gene Ontology annotation, molecular function: protein binding. Lineage: Eukaryota; Metazoa; Chordata; Actinopteri; Acipenseriformes; Polyodontidae. The record is from RefSeq and is a predicted model, not a curated record.
AGAGGAUUAUUUAAGGAAGCACACAUUCCCUGGCAGUCAUCUGUUUAACUAGCUGUUAACAGGUAGCAUAUCUCUUCUGAAGAAACUACAGCAAAUUGUUGCUCACAACAGUCCUCUUGUGCAGCUCCUAAUCAGAAAAACCAAAAGCCACCCAACAGCCUUGCACAGACCACAGCAAUAUCCUUGUUCUUCUGCAUCCCAGUGAAGGGUCAACUCAGAGAAAAUAAAAUGGCAGUGACCAUGGAUGAAAACACAGCCAACAAAUACCUGUCGGUGACCAAUGGGAAACAAGUCAAAGUGAAUCCUACAGCCUCUGACAAACCCCCCAGUCUGGAUAGGUUUGACAUGAAGCCAUGUGUUCUGAGCAGACAAGCAUACAACUCAGGCAUCAUAAAAGUUGAAGUGGAUGUAGAUAAGAUAAACAUGUGGAGAGUUGGAGUUGUUACAAAGUCUGCCAAACGCCACGGGUUCACCAUGAUGCAACCCAGUAAUUACUACUGGGUUGUAGAGUGGAAUGGGCGUGAAUUGGUUGCUCUCGAUUACACGCAGAUAGUCAUUCAUAAAAAAUUUAUCCGAACGCUAGUCAUGUAUCUGGAUGUCGAUAACAAGAAAGUUACAUUUGAUGUUGACGACAAUGUCAAUGUCUACACUUUUGAUAGGAUGGCUUUUUCUGAGCCUCUCUAUAUACUAUUUUCUACUACAGAUGAAAACAAUCAACUUACAAUCAAAUAACUCUGUAGCUCUGGAAGUAAUGAAGCAGAUGAUUGCUUUCCCAGUGGAAAGCUA